AUGAACGGACCUCCGUGGGACAGACGGACCUCCGUGGGACAGACGGACCUCCGUGGGACAGACGGACCUCCGUGGGACAGACGGACCUCCCUGGGACAGACGGCCCUCCCUGGGACAGACGGCCCUCCCUGGGACAGACGGCCCUCCCUGGGACAGACGGCCCUCCCUGGGACAGACGGCCCUCCCUGGGACAGACGGCCCUCCCUGGGACAGACGGACCUCCCUGGGACAGACGGACCUCCCUGGGACAGACUGACUCCCAAAUGCCCCCUUAGCCCCACCACCCAGAGCCCCAGUCUGGGCUUGCCCCAACCACCUCCGCCCCUCUCCAGCCCUCCUACCACCACCCAGAGACCCAGCCUGGGCUUGCCCCAGCCACCUCCGCCCCUCUCCAGCCCCCCUACCACCACCCAGAGCCCCAGCCUGGGCUUGCCCCAACCACCUCCGCCCCUCUCCAGCCCCCCUACCACCACCCAGAGCCCCAGCCUGGGCCCAACCACCUGCCCCUCUCCACCACCUCCGCCCCCUCUCCAGCCCCCUAUCACCACCCAGAGCCCCAGUCCAGCCCCCUCCCACCACCCAGAGCCCCAGGGACUGGACCCCAUCCUGUAUAAGAAGUGCCAGGGUGACGCUGCCCGGCUGUGCCACACCCACGGGUGGAAUGAGACCAAUGAGCUGAUGCCACCUGGUGCCGUGUUCUCGUGUCUCUAUCGCCAUGCCUACCGCACCGAGGAGCAGGGACGACGGCUGUCUCGUGACUGUAAGGUAGAGGUACAGAGGAUCCUCCACCAGAGGGCGCUAGAUGUGAAACUAGACCCUGAUCUCCAGAAGCGCUGUUUGACUGACCUGGGGAAGUGGUGUAGUGACAAGACUGGCACGGGACAGGAGUUGGAGUGUCUGCAGGACCACCUGGAAGACCUGCUGUCAGGGUGUGGUGAGGUGGUGGGCAACCUGACAGAGCUGCAGUCUGAGGUACCACUGACAUUCAUAUUGAUCCAGCCCUGUCUGAUCCGGGCCUGUCAGCCUGUCAUCCAGUCUCACUGCCAUCUAUCCAGUGAUGUAUCUGAUAACCAGGUGGAUACAGGGGAUGUGAUGGAGUGUCUGGUUCAGAACAAACACCAGAAGGAGAUGAACAGCAAGUGUACCGUGGGAGUGACACACUUCCAGCUGAUCCAGAUGAAGGACUUUCGUUUCUCCUACAAGUUCAAGAUGGCGUGUAAAGAGGACGUGCUCAAGCUCUGCCCCAACAUCAAGAAGAAGGUGGAUGUAGUGAUCUGUCUCAGUACUACAGUGAGGAAUGACACUCUGCAGGACGUCAAGGAGCAGCGUGUCUCUCUCAAGUGUCGGAAACAACUCAGAGUAGAGGAGCUGGAGAUGUCAGAGGACAUUCGUCUGGAACCGGAGUUGUAUGACGUGUGUAAGACGGACAUCGGGCGGCUCUGCUCCAACGUGGUGUUCGGUAACGCUCAGACGAUGGAGUGUUUAAAGGACAGGAAGAAGCAGCUGUCUCGGCAGUGUCACCAGAGGGUGUUUAAACUACAGGAGGGAGAGAUGCUGGAUCCAGAACUGGACUACCAGCUCAUGAGGGUCUGCAAGCAGAUGACUAAGCGGUUCUGUACAGAUGUGGAUGCUAAGAACAUGCUGCAGUGUCUGAAACAGAACAAGAACUCUGAACUGAUGGAUCCCAAGUGUAAACAGAUGAUCACCAAGAGACAGAUCACACAGAACACAGACUACAGGUUGAACCCAAUAUUGAGGAAGGCCUGUAAGGCAGACAUCCCUAAAUUCUGUCAGCCAAUCCUGAACAAGGCCAGUGAUGACAGUGAACUGGAGGGCCAGGUGAUUGGUUGCCUGAAGCUGAAAUACGCCGACCAGCGUCUGUCUCCAGACUGUGAGGACCAGAUCAGAGUGAUUAUGCAGGAGUCGGCUCUGGACUACAGACUGGACCCCCAGCUACAGAUCCACUGUGUUGAGGAGAUCCCCGGUCUGUGUGCGGAGGAGGCAGUGGCCCAGGAGCAGACAGGUCAGGUGGAGGAGUGUCUGAAGGCCAACCUGUUGAAGAUCAAACAUGACUUGUGUAAGAAGGAGGUGCUGAACAUGUUGAAGGAGAGCAAGGCAGACGUCUUCGUUGAUCCUGUCCUCCACACGGCCUGUGCCCUUGACCUCAAACACCAGUGUGCUGCUGUCACGCCGGGCAGAGGACGCCAGAUGGCAUGUCUACUGGAGUCGUUGCAGGAUAAGAAAGUCCGUCUGCAGCCAGAGUGUAAGAAGAGACUCCAGGACCGCAUGGACAUGUGGAGCUACGCUGCCAAGGUCGCUCCAGCAGAGGGUUUUUCAGACCUUGCCAUGCAGGUGAUGAUCUCCCCCUCUAAGAACUACAUCCUGUUUAUAAUCUCCCUGGGGGUGAUUGUCCUCUUCCUGGUCGGCCUGCUGUGUGGACGCAUCACCAAGAGAGUCACCAGGGAACUGAAGGACAGGUAGAGAGGGGGAUGAACGGACCUCCCUGGGACAGACGGUCCUCCCUGGGACAGACGGACCUCCGUGGGACAGACGGACCUCCGUGGGACAGACGGACCUCCCUGGGACAGACGGACCUCCCUGGGACAGACGGCCCUCCCUGGGACAGACGGCCCUCCCUGGGACAGACGGCCCUCCCUGGGACAGACGGCCCUCCCUGGGACAGACGGCCCUCCCUGGGACAG
Oncorhynchus gorbuscha (pink salmon) is the source of this 2702-nucleotide messenger RNA. Its product is annotated as Golgi apparatus protein 1-like. The record is from RefSeq and is a predicted model, not a curated record. The transcript is spliced from 15 exons. Gene Ontology annotation, cellular component: Golgi membrane. The coding region runs from base 1 to 2481 and encodes 826 amino acids. Lineage: Eukaryota; Metazoa; Chordata; Actinopteri; Salmoniformes; Salmonidae. Gene Ontology annotation, molecular function: fibroblast growth factor binding.